GAGAAGCUUAACAUUUGGACUGAACCACAGCAAUCAUGCCCCUUUGAUAGGAAACUUAAGAGGAAGUGGCGGCUUAAUCUGGGGAAGAGGAUCUGCUUGAUUUAUGCAAAAGCUACCUCCUUAAAGGGGACCAUGGUCAAGCAACGGAGGCAGUGGAGGUCUAUUUGCAAAGGCCUUGUGCUGGGUACCCUCCUGACCAGUUGCAUGAUCCUGUUAUACUGUCUGUCAUCACCACAGAUCCAGUUCAACUUGCCUGAAGUUCCUGUGCCUUAUUCUUGCGCACAUCGUCCGGCUCAAGCAUACGCGGCUCCGGACACAAACACCUCUCAACAUGGCCGGGAUCAGACGCUCUGUGUCCCUAAAGUGGACAUCAUGUUCAUGAAGACGCACAAGACAGCCAGCAGCACACUCCUCAACAUCCUCUUUCGCUUCGGGGAGAAGCAUCGGCUCAAGUUUGCCUUUCCGAGCAGCAGGAAUGACUUCUCCUACCCCUCCACCUUCCACCGCUUUCAGGUGAAGGACUACAAACCAGGGAUGUGCUUCAACAUCAUCUGCAACCACAUGCGUUUCAACGCCACUGAGGUGGCCAAGGUGCUCCCCAUGGACACAACCUACAUCACAAUCCUGCGAGAUCCGGCAGAACUCUUUGAGUCCUCGUUUCACUACUUUCACAACUUGGUACCUCUGACCUGGACUAUCCCAGGGGAGGAUAAGUUUGCUGAAUUCCUCAGAGACCCCAAAUACUACUAUGACUCGAAUGGCUACAACUCGUUCUACCUCAAGAACUUGCUCUUCUUCGACUUAGGGCAAGAUAACAAUUUGGAGCCGAGUGACCCUCAUGUGGAGGCGGGCAUCCAGGCCAUCACCAAACGCUUCCAGCUGGUGAUGCUGGUGGAGUACUUUGACGAGUCCCUUAUCUUGCUCAAGGACAUUCUCUGCUGGGAGAUGGAUGACCUGCUCUUCUUCAAACUGAACGCCCGCAUGGACUCGACCGUGUCAAAGAUGACUCCGGAGCUGAGGGCCAAGGCGCUUGAGUGGAACACCGCGGACUGGAAGCUGUACAAGCACUUCAACGCCACCUUCUGGAGGAAAGUGGACGCCUACGGGCGGGAGCGCAUGGCGCACGACGUGGCCAACCUCCGGCAGCGGAACGCAGAGAUGGUGGGCGUUUGUAUCGAGGGCGGCCAGGCCGUGGAGGCGGGGAGCAUUGAGGAGACCGCCAUGAAACCCUGGCAGCCUAUAGGCGAGAAGUCCAUCAUGGGCUACAAUCUGAAAAAGAAUGUGGACAAAACGCACCGUAAACUCUGCCGCAAGAUGCUCACGCCGGAGCUGCAAUACCUCACCGAGCUUGGGGUGAACCUAUGGAUCACCAAACUGUGGGGUCACAUAAGGGAAGUUAUUAACUGGUGAUUCGAGAUGCAGUGUCACACUUAAGAAAGAGGCACUGAAAGUCAACAAAGAGGACAAGUCAUGUUUUAUUUGGCAUAUUCGGUGCUCUUUUUUUAUGCCAUUGACUACUUAGUUCGAAUGCUCCACUUCUUUGAGUUGAUAGGACUGAAACAGGCCCUUGUAGAUCUUUUUACAAAAUUGUAUUUAUUUAUGCAUCACUAAAGACAUAAGGUGCAUCACUGUUAAUCAGGAUAAGGGAAUAGAUUCAAACACUGUGGUGGAGGACUGUUCGCAAAUUGGAGAUGAAUUGGUGUAAAGUAGAUAUAUCAUAACAAAUGAAGAUAAAUUCAUAUAUUAGCAUUUUCUACAGAAAACAUGUAGUAAUUCUCUCCCCAAAAUGAAUCACUAACAAAAUGGAUACUUGUCAAGUCAAAAUUGUUCUAAUUGUGGUUCAUUUCCUAUUGUCACUAUGUGGAAAAGCUUUCAACGUGGUGAGAUUAGUGAUGCAACUGUACACUGGAAAGCACAAGCGCAACAGUCUAAGUGUGGUUGAGGACCAACGUAUGAUACGCCAGGUGUAUUUGGUAUGAAAGCAAGGAGCUGUCCUGUUUGAUGUAUUCUUUACCUAUGAUAAAAUAAACUCAUGUGUUCUGUGUAA
Molecule: messenger RNA, 2047 nt
Organism: Clupea harengus (Atlantic herring)
Lineage: Eukaryota; Metazoa; Chordata; Actinopteri; Clupeiformes; Clupeidae
Gene: gal3st1a
Product: galactose-3-O-sulfotransferase 1a
Biological process (GO): galactosylceramide biosynthetic process; myelination
Cellular component (GO): membrane
Molecular function (GO): galactosylceramide sulfotransferase activity
Source: RefSeq, a predicted model, not a curated record